Messenger RNA from Topomyia yanbarensis, 1943 nucleotides. RefSeq lists its product as uncharacterized. The annotation marks the transcript as partial. Lineage: Eukaryota; Metazoa; Arthropoda; Insecta; Diptera; Culicidae. The transcript is spliced from 2 exons. The record is from RefSeq and is a predicted model, not a curated record.
CAAGCAAGCUCAACGUAUCCGAUUGGAUUAUUCCGGAUGGAGUUUUGUUAGCAGAUCCAAACUUUUACAGGCCCCAGCGCAUCGAUCUCCUAAUUGGUGCACAACUGUUUUUCCACAUACUGAGGACUGGGCAAAUACAGCUCGGCGAUAAAUUACCGGUCCUUCAAGAGACGACACUUGGAUGGGUAGUUUCGGGUGCUGUUACCGGACGUUCACCAUACCGUCAAUACAAAGGCUGCCACAAAGCGCUUUCCGAUCCUGAUCAUCAACUCGAACAGUUAAUCCAACGUUUCUGGGAGUUGGAAGAAAUUCCACUAUCAACGAAGCUGUCGAGUGAAGAGGAGUUAUGUGAACAACAUUACCAACAAACAACGACCCGGGACAUCUCCGGCCGAUAUGUGGUCAGAUUACCCUUCCGUAACACACCUGACAAGCUUGGCGACUCACGCCAGCAGGCGCUCCAAAGGUUUGGACACCUUGAAAGACGCCUGGCAACCAAUUCGAAGCUGAAAGAACAAUAUGAUUUCUUUAUGGAGGAAUACAUACGGCUCAACCACUGUAAGGAAACGCCUGAGUCAGAGGUGAGUAGCAGCCCAAACUUCUAUUUACCUCACCACGCCAUUCUGAAACCUACUUCUUCUUCUACCAAACUACGAACGGUUUUCGACGCAUCGGCGAAAUCGUCUUCUGGCGUGUCGCUAAACGAUCUGCUUAUGAUCGGACCGGCUGUGCAAGAUUCGUUGCUGAACAUCGUGAUGCGGUUCCGGAUCCACCGAUACGUCUUCUCAAAGAAUCAUUUGGCGAAAGCAUCCUACGGAUUCACUGUGACAUAUGGUACAGCGUCAGCACCCUUUGCUGCCACACGCACUCUGAAUCAAUUAGCUGCUAACGAGGGAUUUCCACUGGCUGCUGCGAUUGUGGUCAAAGAUUUUUACGUGGAUGAUGUUUUGUCCGGAGGCGAUUCAGUGAACGAAAUUCAAACUGCUGCUGAGCAAUUGACACAACUAUUAGACAGCGGCGGCUUCCAGCUACACAAGUGGUGCUCUAAUUCAGCUGAGUUUUUGGAAUCAAUUCCCGACGAGCUACGAGAGAAGCAAUCAACUUUGGAAAUGAGUGGAGCAAAUGACGUUAUCAAAACACUAGGGCUGCUUUGGAAUCCGUCGUCGUACGAAUUAGCUUUCAGGAUAAACCCGAUUCAAGCGCAAACUGCGAUAACAAAGCGACAUAUUCUGUCAGAGAUGUCAAAAAUUUAUGAUCCUCUCGGGCUGCUUGCACCGGCCACGUUAGUUUCCAAACUUCUCAUGCGUGAACUGUGGAAAUUAAAAAUCGACUGGGAUGAAGAAGUACCAAUAGAACAACGAAACAAUUGGGUUAAUUUCAUCACGAGUCUUAUUGCAACUGCUGGAAUGACUAUCAAUCGUUACGUGCUGACGGACAACAGAAUCGCUAUCGAACUUCACGCUUACUCCGAUGCGUCCUUGGCAGCCUACGGUACGUGUGUGUAUAUACGUUCAAUUUGUUCAAACGGCAACGCAGAAGUGCAUUUACUGACGAGCAAAUCUAAGGUAGCUCCUAAUCAGACGAUUCCCCGCUUGGAGUUAUGCGCAUUCCUGCUGAUGUCUCGUUUAGUGAAGGUAGUCACAUCGGCACUUAAACUGGAUUUCAACAACAUCGUUCUGUGGACGGAUUCCCAAAUCGUCCUUUGUUGGCUAAAAAAAUCACCACACGAACUCAAUACUUUUGUUGCCAACCGCGUAGCUAAAAUACAACGAUCUACAAAGGGUUAUGAAUUCAAGUAUAUACGGUCAGCUUUGAAUCCUGCGGAUAUGGUGUCGAGAGGUGUCCUACCGGGAGAACUAAUGCACAAUGAUGUCUGGUGGCAUGAUCCAUCAUUUUCGCGUACCGCUACCUACAAAGAGUUUGUGUUUACUGAAGAAAUCUGA